CGAUCUGUCUCUUCGUUUUGUCUAACGCAUUACCCAUUGGUGAUCCCGUUGGUGGUCCCGCUGAUGAUUACAGAGGAAGAGGAUAUGGUGAUGAUUAUUGUAAUCGUAUUUGUGAGAAUCCCAGAUUUGGCGGCGCUAGUUAUAGCGAUAGCAUUAGAGUUAUUUGUUGA
This is a messenger RNA of Ambispora gerdemannii, 170 nucleotides long. Lineage: Eukaryota; Fungi; Glomeromycota; Glomeromycetes; Archaeosporales; Ambisporaceae. The record is from the annotation of a GenBank genome assembly.